Phytophthora infestans T30-4 is the source of this 408-nucleotide messenger RNA. RefSeq lists its product as uncharacterized. Gene Ontology annotation, molecular function: dynein intermediate chain binding. NCBI's taxonomy places the organism in Eukaryota, Oomycota, Peronosporomycetes, Peronosporales, Peronosporaceae. Gene Ontology annotation, biological process: microtubule-based movement. The record is from RefSeq and is a predicted model, not a curated record. Bases 1 to 408 code for a protein of 135 amino acids. The transcript has a single exon. Gene Ontology annotation, cellular component: cytoplasmic dynein complex; cytoplasm.
AUGGCGGCAGCGGCUCCGAAUGAGGUGGAGGAAGUGAUCAAGCAGCUCAAGAGCAAGCCUGGCUUCUCGUCUUACAUUCUCAUGAAUAAUGACGGCAUCGUGGUCAAGUACGAGAAUCUUGAGUACAAGGAGGCUAUCAUGCACGCCUACCACGUGCUCAGUCUCUACGGCCGCACUAAGAAGCAUUUGUACAAGCUCUUUCCGGACCCAAACGAGAGCGAGAUCGAGUGGUUGAGACUGCGCACCAAGAUGCAUGAGAUGAUUAUCGCCCAACACUUGAGGUUUACCCUCGUGGUCUUACAGCAGGCAGAGGCGACGGAUACAGCGCCAGAGCCCAUCGGACGUGGAGUCGUAGAGGAGACUGCGAAUGGAACGAAGGAGGAGGAGAAGCCUGUACCCGCUACAUGA